This is a messenger RNA of Melanotaenia boesemani (Boeseman's rainbowfish), 4457 nucleotides long. RefSeq names its product valyl-tRNA synthetase 1 (gene vars1). The coding region runs from base 83 to 3910 and encodes 1275 amino acids. The transcript is spliced from 29 exons. Gene Ontology annotation, molecular function: ATP binding; valine-tRNA ligase activity; aminoacyl-tRNA deacylase activity. Gene Ontology annotation, biological process: valyl-tRNA aminoacylation. Gene Ontology annotation, cellular component: cytosol. The record is from RefSeq and is a predicted model, not a curated record. Lineage: Eukaryota; Metazoa; Chordata; Actinopteri; Atheriniformes; Melanotaeniidae.
CAGACGGCGCAGGCGCAGAGUUAGUGAAGAAGACUCAGUCGGUUCUGUGCAUGCUAAGAAACCUAACGUUUCAUUCAAAGAGAUGGCCACACUCUAUGUGUCCCCUCAUACUGAUGACUUCAGGAGUCUCCUGGCUCUCAUAGCAGCAGAGUAUUCUCCAUCCACCUGCCCUCAGAUCGUCACAGAGGAACCACCUGCUUCUCUGAAUGCACGAUCUAGACCAACCCUGGUGCUAGGUGCUGGGGAGGGUGACUGUGUCCUGAGUGGUGCUAGUGCUGUAGCUUGGUACUUGACCUUUCAGGGUAAAAGGGCAGGUUUAGACACAAAGCAGCAGAGCCAGGUGUGGCAGUGGCUCAGCUUUGCUGACAAUGAACUUAUUCCGGUGUCCUGCGCUGUUGUUUUUCCUUUGAUGGGAAUGACUGGAGUAGAUAAAAAGCUUCAGCAAACUUCCAGAACCGAGUUGUUGCGUGUUCUAAAGGUCCUUGAUCAGGCCUUGGCACCAAGAACUUUCUUGGUGGGAGAGAGCAUCACUUUGGCUGACAUAGCUGUAGCUACAGCUGUUCUUCUACCCUUCAAAUAUGCGUUAGAACCAUCAGACAGGAAGGAACUGAUCAGUGUUACCAGAUGGUUCACAACCUGCAUUAAUCAGCCACAGUUCCUGAAGGUGCUGGGGGAGAUCGCUCUGUGUGAGAAGAUGGUGCCAGUAACACCAAAGACAAAUGCUAUUGUAAAUGCUAAAGCUGCAGAUGCCAGUCCAUCUGACUCUGCCAGUGCCAUAGCUAACGGUCCACCAAAGACAGAAGCACAGCUGAAAAAAGAAGCAAAGAAGAGAGAAAAGCUGGAAAAGUUCCAGCAAAAGAAGGAAAUGGAGGCAAAGAAAAAGACGCAACCAUUAACAGAGAAAAAAGCCAAACCUGAGAAGAAAGAGCUGGGUGUGAUUACAUACAACAUUCCUACCCCUGCUGGAGAAAAAAAAGAUGUUGUCAGCCCGCUUCCUGACUCAUACAGUCCUCAGUAUGUGGAGGCUGCUUGGUAUUCAUGGUGGGAGAAGCAGGGAUUCUUCAAGCCUGAGUAUGGUAGGAGGAGUAUUAGUGAGCAGAACCCUCGUGGCAUCUUCAUGAUGUGCAUUCCCCCUCCAAAUGUGACUGGAUCUCUUCACCUGGGUCAUGCGCUCACCAACGCCAUCCAGGACUGUCUGACUAGAUGGCACAGGAUGCGAGGGGAGACCACCUUGUGGAACCCGGGCUGCGACCAUGCUGGUAUUGCCACCCAGGUGGUGGUAGAGAAAAAACUGAUGAGAGAAAGAGGUUUGAGCCGUCAUGAUCUGGGCAGGGAGAACUUCAUUCAGGAAGUCUGGAAAUGGAAGAAUGAGAAGGGAGACCGUAUCUACCACCAGCUAAAGAAACUGGGAUCCUCAUUGGACUGGGACAGAGCAUGCUUCACGAUGGAUGCGAAACUGUCCUAUGCAGUCCAAGAGGCCUUUAUCCGCAUGCAUGAUGAAGGAGUAAUUUACAGGAGUAAGAGGCUGGUCAACUGGUCCUGCACACUGAACUCUGCCAUCUCUGACAUUGAGGUGGAUAAAAAGGAGCUCACUAGCAGAACUCUGCUUCCUGUGCCUGGUUACAAGGAGAAAGUAGAAUUUGGGGUGUUGGUGUCUUUUGCCUACAAGGUGGAUGGAUCAGAUGAAGAGGUGAUUGUGGCCACAACUCGUAUUGAGACUAUGCUGGGAGACACAGCUGUAGCUGUCCACCCCACUGACCCCAGAUAUCAACAUCUAAGGGGGAAAAUGGUGCUGCACCCCUUCUGUGACCGGAAGAUGCCAAUAGUCUUUGAUGAUUUUGUGGACAUGAGCUUUGGAACAGGCGCUGUCAAAAUAACCCCGGCCCAUGAUCAUAAUGACUACGAGGUUGGAGAAAGACACAAUCUGGCCUUCAUUAACAUCUUGGAUGAGAAUGGCCUCCUCAUUAACGUGCCUCCUCCCUUCUUGGGCAUGAAACGUUUCGAGGCCAGAAAAGCGGUGCUUCAGGCACUCAAGGACAGAGGCCAGUUUAAAGAGAUCAAAGACAACCCAAUGGUUGUCCCAGUUUGUAGCCGUUCCAAGGACAUCGUGGAGCCCCUGCUGAAGCCUCAGUGGUAUGUGAACUGCAGUGAUAUGGGUAAGCAGGCUGCAGAUGCUGUCAGAGAGGGCAGGCUUAAAAUCAUCCCUGAUCACCACCUCAAGACAUGGUUCAACUGGAUGGACAACAUAAAAGACUGGUGUAUCUCCCGGCAGCUGUGGUGGGGUCACCGUAUUCCUGCUUACUUCAUCACUGUCAACGAUCCCUCUGUGAAACCAGGAGAGGACAUGGAUGGCCAUUACUGGGUGAGUGGAAGAUCAGAGGAGGAGGCCAAAGAAAAGGCAGCAAAACGCUUCAGUGUGUCUGUGGACAAAAUUACCCUCAGACAGGACGAGGAUGUUCUGGACACUUGGUUCUCAUCGGGCAUCUUCCCCUUUUCCAUCUUCGGAUGGCCUAAUGAGACGGAGGAUCUGAACGUUUUCUACCCUGGUACCCUGCUGGAGACGGGCCAUGACAUCCUGUUCUUCUGGGUUGCCCGUAUGGUCAUGAUGGGCCUUAAACUGACUGGCAAGCUGCCUUUCAAAGAGGUUUAUCUGCAUGCAGUGGUGCGAGAUGCUCAUGGAAGAAAGAUGAGCAAGUCUCUGGGCAAUGUUAUUGACCCACUAGAUGUCAUUACAGGGAUUUCUCUAGAGGGUCUUCAUGCCCAGCUGAUGGACAGCAAUUUGGAUCCUGUUGAGGUGGAGAAGGCAAAGCAAGGCCAGAAGUCAGACUACCCAAAUGGCAUCCCAGAGUGUGGGACAGAUGCUCUCCGGUUUGCCCUGUGUGCCUACACCAGCCAAGGAAGAGAUAUCAACCUGGAUGUCAACCGCAUCCUUGGUUACCGUCACUUCUGCAAUAAACUGUGGAAUGCUGUGAAGUUCGCCAUGAAGACGCUGGGUGAAAACUUUGAGCCAUCAGAAAAAGCUCAGCUGUCAGGCGAGGAGAGCGUAUCAGACAGGUGGAUUCUGUCCAGGCUGAGUGCUGCUGUUGCCCUCUGUGAUGCUGGCUUCAAGGCCUACGACUUCCCCGCCAUCACCACCGCCAUCUAUAACUUCUGGCUCUACGAGCUUUGUGAUGUGUACCUGGAAAGUGUGAAACCAGUAUUCAGUAAAGCCGAGGAAGACGAUGCUAGUCAGAGACAAGCCUUGUGCAGGCAAACUCUUUACACCUGUCUAGAGGUCGGUCUGCGCCUACUGUCUCCCAUGAUGCCCUUCGUCACGGAGGAAUUGUAUCAGAGAUUACCACGACGACAACCUCAGAACAAUACCCCGAGUAUCAGUGUCACAUCUUACCCCGACACAGAAGAGUUCUGCUGGCACAGUGAAGAGAUCGAUCGGGACAUGGAGUUCAUAAUGACUGUGGUCAAGACCAUCCGAUCACUCAGGGCCGAUUACAACCUGACGAAGACAAGAGCUGACUGCUACCUCCAGUGCAUAGAUUCUGCAACUGUCUCACUGGUGCAGAAGUACAUCCUGCAGAUUCAGACCUUGUCGUAUUGUCAGGCCAUCAUCCCUCUGACAGGCAAACAGCCAGUCCCAGAAGGCUGUGCUGUGGCCAUCGCUUCUGACAGAUGUACUGUCAACCUUAUGCUCAAGGGUCUAAUUGAUGUGGAGAAGGAAGUGACUAAGCUGAUGACAAAGGAAGGAGACUUGGAGAAACAAAUGGAGAAACUGAGAGAGAAGAUAGCAAAGAAUGACUACAAGGAGAAGGUGCCAUUGAAGGUGCAGGAGCAGGAUGCGGAAAAGCUUCGACAGAGCCACACUGAACUUGAGAAAGUGAAAGAAGCCAUAGAUAAUUUCAGGAAAAUGAUGUAAUUUCCCUCUUUGUGUUAUGUAAAUCAGGAUUUAGUCAUUUUUUUCUCUCAUGUCUGUUCAUUUUCAGAUCAACCGUAGAAUGGAAAGAAUUCAAUAAAGCUCUUGUAGCAUACAACGGCAUUCAUGGAUGUGCUGUUCUGGGUCAGUCUGUUAUAAUCAAAGUCCCUUUAUAUCUCAGAUUUGGUGAAUGCUUGUAUGAUGUGAUUAACUAGAGAAUGAAUUCCUGAAAUUUGUAAUCAGCAUAUUUAAUGGAACACUUAAGAGCAUCAUUUUAGGAUACAGUUUUGUUCAGAAAGACCGUGGCCACAAAAGAAAAACCUGAAACGUUUCGACACUUUGGCUGCAUUUUUAAAGAUGAAAUAUCUCUAAACUGACAUUAUAUAUUAUUUUUUUUAUUCAAUAGUAUAAUGUAUAUCUGCUUACAUUAGCUUUGCAAAUACAGCCAAAGAUGGAACAAUGGAAGGAGUGAGAGAUGGCUUGUGCACUCAUUUUAAAAUGCAUCCUUUUUAAAUGAGUUAUACUAAACAAAAUUACUAAACAGUAACAA